Molecule: messenger RNA, 2771 nt
Organism: Anoplopoma fimbria (sablefish)
Lineage: Eukaryota; Metazoa; Chordata; Actinopteri; Perciformes; Anoplopomatidae
Gene: sh3pxd2b
Product: SH3 and PX domains 2B
Exons: 14
Coding region: 295-2625 (776 amino acids)
Biological process (GO): superoxide anion generation
Cellular component (GO): cytoplasm
Molecular function (GO): protein binding; superoxide-generating NADPH oxidase activator activity; phosphatidylinositol binding
Source: RefSeq, a predicted model, not a curated record
ACCUGCUGCCUGUUAACUUGUGAGCCAUUGGACGCUGGGGCAGGACAUUUGACGUAGUCAGCUGAAAAAAGAAAAAAGGAAACAUUUGUUGCGUUCAGUGGUCGCAGGAUCUGAUCGGCGCGGAUGACAAAAGGAGCGUCGCCGUGCAAACUUUCUCCACCGGGGUGUUGAUCGCUCGUACAAACCCAACCGGGAAUUCAUCUUUUUUUUUUUUUUUUUUUUUCUUUUUUUUUUUUUUUUUUUUUUUAAUAUAUUUAAUUCUGUUUAACGGAGGCGUAAAGAAGAGGACACAUCAUGCCACGGCGCACAUUGCAAGAAGUCAUAGUGCAAGACGUCCAGAAACGGAGAAAUCCCAACAAACACUACGUUUACAUCAUCAAAGUGUCCUGGAGCGAUGGCAGUACAGAAAUCAUUUUCAGACGCUACAGCAAGUUCUUUGACCUCCAGAUGGAAUUGCUGGACAAAUUCCCAGUGGAAGGAGGCCAGAAAGACCCUAAGCGCAGGAUCAUUCCUUUCCUACCAGGGAAGAUCCUGUUUAGGAGGAGCCAUAUCAGAGAUGUGGCCAUGAAAAGGCUAAGGCCCAUCAACGAGUACUGCAUGGCCCUCAUUCAGCUGCCAGUCUACAUCUCCCAGUGCGAGGAAGUCAGAGUGUUUUUUGAGACCAGACCUGAGGACAUCAACCCACCCAAGGAGGAACCCAUUGGAAAGAAGAAAUCAGGGGUUGUGGAGAAAGCGACUUCUUUCCUAAAGCGAGGAGACUCCACCUCUGCAGACCCUCUCCUCCUCGACCAGUAUGUCGCAGUAACAGACUAUGAGAAGCAGGAGAGCUCCGAGGUCAGCCUUCAUGUGGGUCAGGUGGUGGAGGUCAUUGAGAAAAAUGAAUCUGGGUGGUGGUUUGUUAGCUCAGAUGAUGCCCAGGGCUGGGUCCCUGCCACCUGCCUUGAGGCUCAGGAUGACCCUGAUGACUUCUCUAUUCCAGGGGAAGAAGAAGAGAAAUAUUCAGUCAUUUACCCAUACUCGGCCAGGGAUCAGGAUGAGAUCGACCUUGAGCGAGGCAUGAUUGUAGAGGUGAUUCAGAGGAACCUGGAGGGCUGGUGGAAGAUCAGGUACCAGGGUCUUGAGGGCUGGGCUCCGGCCUCCUACCUGAAGAAGACUGACAUCCAGGGCCAGAAGCAGUCAGCAGGCGGUGCUGCUCAUGCCAGUACCAAUGAUCUUGAUGGGUUCUCUAAACAGAACCAGCAAAACAAUGCAGCUAAAGAAAAUCGAGACAACAGCCAAAAAGAGAACAGGCUCUCAUUUUUUUCUGACAAUAAAAUGAAAGUGGGAGCAAGACACAGACCUCCUCCACGCAGAGAUCUUACCAUUCCACGUGGUACAAAUCUACCCAAGCCGCCGAUUCCUCCUCAGGUUGAGGAGGAGUUCUAUACCAUAUCAGACUUCCAGACCACCAUCCCCGAUGGUAUCAGCUUCCAAGCCGGAGUCAAAGUUGAGGUGAUUGAGAAGAAUAACGGUGGUUGGUGGUACAUCCAAAUAGAUGACAAAGAGGGAUGGGCCCCUGCCACCUUUAUUGACAAGUACAAGAAGACCAGUAACGCCCUGCGACCUAAUUUCCUUGCCCCUCUGCCGAAUGAGAUGGAGAAGCUGAGACUGGAAGAUGGUGGAACUUCAAAUGUUUCAGGGACGGAUGAUAGCUGGUCCAAACCUUUACCAGAUGAGCCAAACGCAGCCCUUGACUCCUGUGCCCGGCCUAAGCUGAGAGAUUGGAAGUCCAGUGCCAACAAGGGGGUCCCUGCUAUCCCUGGGCCUCUACCUCCGGCUCCAGCAGCCCCUCCAGCCGAGGAGAAACCAGCUCUUCCACCUCGGAGGGAGUCCAUUAAUAAGAGCUUUGAAUUGGAGGUACCUGAGAAACCGAGGGUUGAUCAUUCCAAACCUUUGCCUCCCAAACCCCUAGCUCCUGGGGUCAUCAUGCCGCUGGUCACACCCAAAGCAGCCCCCUUCAAACAGGACAAACCACCAGAGAUCAAGAAAGAAGAUAAGAGCAAAGUUCUUCACCUUCGGAAUGAGAUGGGUCUAGAAUGUGGCCACAAGAUCUCUGCCAAAGAGGUGAAGAAGUUUAAUCUGAAACCCGUACCUAAGCAUCCUCCAAAACCUAAAUCAGAAGCGCAGGAGGAGAAACCAGAGGCAGCUGGCCCAGCAGUGUUCAUGAAGCCAAAGCCAGUGCUUCGACCUAAACCUGUUCCAGCUGCCAAGCCAGAUCCUCCGACACCCAACAAAUUAGACAUCACCAACUUGAGAAGCAAGCUGAGGCCGCCAAAACCUGCCGAUCCAAGCUCUGUGUCAGCUGAGGUGAACCAUCAGAAUGAAACCCCAGCAGCAGUAAAUAGUUCCCACCCCAGUGCACCCCCCAGCUCUCCCCCAUCCAUAUCCCUACUCUCAACAAUGGUAAGCACUGCGACGGACCGAAACUCCCCCCAAAACACGUUAAUGGUCAUAGCCAGGAGGACUCACCCCCUGCUAAGCCAGCAGUGCCUCCCCACAAAGAACCCCCACAGAGACCCCCCACCAUGGCCCCAAGGAGACCUCCUCCUCCAAAGAAGACCGACCCAUCCAGCCCGACAGAUUUAAAACCUCCGCCUGCUCUAAAAGAUAUCCUGGACAUUUCCAAGGGCCCACCAACCCAACUCAGCAGACCCCUCCUCCUAAACCCAAAGGGUUUGUUCAAGCACCUGCAAACAAAGAGAAAGAAGAGCCCAAAAUGAAUAAAAUCCCAG